AGGGGUAAUCGCCAAUAUAUAGCAUGCCAAGGUCCCUUGAAAAAUACUUGCGUUGAUAUGUGGCAAAUGAUUUUGGAUCAAGACGUGGCUUCGAUUGUUAUGCUAUGUCAAAUCAGUGAAAAAGAAAAGAUAAAAUGCUGCAAAUAUUUCCCAAAUAGCAAUGAAAAAUUAGUCUUUGGAGAUAUUCAAGUGAAAAAUGAUAUUACGAUCGUUGACACAGAGCGUUAUUCGUUCACAAUCAGAAUAUUGACAGUUAUAAAAACGUCUUUAGUUCACUGUGUCGGGUUGAUCAUUUUGAGAGGAUAUAAUUAG
Molecule: messenger RNA, 312 nt
Organism: Diuraphis noxia (Russian wheat aphid)
Lineage: Eukaryota; Metazoa; Arthropoda; Insecta; Hemiptera; Aphididae
Gene: Ptp52F
Product: Protein tyrosine phosphatase 52F
Biological process (GO): protein dephosphorylation
Molecular function (GO): protein binding; protein tyrosine phosphatase activity
Source: RefSeq, a predicted model, not a curated record